UUUUGCUGUUGUGGGCUCGAACAGCUUUCUGUGUAUUGGCUUGCCGCGGAGGACUGGCUCCGGUACCUGGACUCUAUUGCCGCAGAGCGCAGAGCGGUCUCACGCGCUCAGCAUCUUUUCUGCUUGCGGUCGAAUGUAAUGCGCGCGCCGGCCAUUGGGAGAGAAUACGCAGAUCUUAAUGGAUUAUAAAUAGAGUGCUCCACGCUGCAGGAUGCGAAGAUGGCCGCCCCCCUGUUUGCAACUCCAGGACCUGACAGUUUCAAGUACUUCACGCCCGAGAGUCUCAUUAACAUCGAAAAGCGCAUUGAGGAAGAGCGCAAGAAGAAGCCUGUCAAGCCACGCUCGGACAGCAGUCACCGCGAUGAAACGGAGGACGAUGGGCCAAAGCCCAACCGUGACCUGGAGGCAGGCAAGAGCCUGCCUUUCAUCUACGGGGACAUCCCCCCAGGCAUGACGGCCACACCGCUGGAAGACCUGGAUCCCUAUUACCAGACCAUGAAAACAUUUAUAGUACUAAACAAAGGGAAAACAAUCUUCAGGUUCAGCGCAACACCGUCAUUGUAUAUCAUUAGUCCGUUCAGUAUUUUCAGAAAAAUAGCAAUUAAAAUUUUGAUACACUCAUUAUUCAGCAUGAUCAUUAUGUGUACUAUUUUGACAAACUGCGUAUUCAUGACAUUUAGCGAUCCACCCAAUUGGUCCAAACAAGUGGAGUAUGUUUUCACCGGAAUCUACACCUUUGAAUCUCUGACAAAGAUUGUUUCCAGAGGCUUCGCUAUAGAUAGCUUCACUUUUCUCCGGGAUGCCUGGAACUGGCUGGACUUUAUGGUCAUAUCCAUGGCAUAUGUAACAGAGUUUGUGGACCUGGGGAAUGUGUCCGCGCUGAGAACAUUCAGGGUUCUGCGAGCUCUGAAAACUAUUUCUGUGAUUCCAGGCCUGAAGACCAUUGUGGGCGCUCUGAUCCAGUCAGUGAAGAAGCUGUCGGAUGUGAUGAUCUUGACAGUGUUCUGCCUGAGUGUGUUUGCGCUGAUCGGACUGCAGCUCUUCAUGGGGAACCUGCGUCACAAGUGUGUGUUCUGGCCCGUCAACCUCACUGACCCUGUCCUGGCCAACGGCAGCCGCGGCUUCGACUGGAAUGAAUACAUCAUGAACGACACUAAUUUCUACUUCCUGCCAGGCCAGCUCGACGCUCUGCUCUGUGGAAACAGCUCUGACUCGGGGCGGUGUCCAGAGGGGUUCACUUGCAUGAAAGCCGGACGGAAUCCUAACUAUGGUUACACAAGCUUCGACUCCUUUGGCUGGGCCUUCCUGACCCUCUUCCGACUCAUGACCCAGGACUUCUGGGAGAAUCUCUAUAUGCUGACUCUCCGCGCGGCGGGGAAGACGUACAUGAUCUUCUUUGUGCUGGUGAUCUUCGUGGGCUCCUUCUACCUGGUGAACUUGAUCCUGGCUGUGGUGGCCAUGGCCUACGAGGAGCAGAACCAGGCCACCAUGGAGGAGGCAGAGCAGAAAGAGGCCGAGUUCAAGGCUAUGCUGGAGCAGCUAAAAAAGAACCAGGAUGAUGCACAUGCCGCUGCCAUGGCGACGUCGGCAGGCACGGUGUCGGAGGACGCGGUGGUGGACGGCGAUGGUGACGGCGACGGCGGCGGAGAGCGUCUGUCCCGCUCGUCCUCCGAGGUGUCCAAGCUAAGCUCCAAGAGCGCCAAGGAUCGCCGCAACCGCAAGAAGAAGUGGCGGCAGAAGGAGCAGGAGAAGGAGAAAGGCGACAGCGAGAAGGUGGUCAAGUCCGAGUCCGACGACGGCAGCAAACGCAGCCGCUUCCGUUUCCCCGACAACCGGCUGGGCCGCAAAACCUCCGGCAUGAAUCAGUCUCUGCUCAGCAUCCCUGGAUCGCCCUUCAUGUCGCGGCACAACAGCCGCAGCAGCAUCUUCAGCUUCAAGGGCCGCGGUGGCGGCGGGUGCAAAGACGUGGGCUCGGAGAACGAGUUCGCCGACGACGAGCACAGCACGGUGGAGGAAAGCGAGGACCGCCGCGGCUCCCUCUUCAUCCCCUACCGCCGCAACAGCAUCAGCGGCUACAGCCAGGGCUCCUCGCGCCUCAACCCGCUGGCGCCGCACACUGGCGGCAAGCGGAACAGCACGGUGGACUGCAACGGCGUGGUGUCUCUGAUCGGCCCCAGGGGCCCCGGGCGUCUCCUGCCUGAGGUGAAAAUAUAUAGAGCUGCUACUGAUGACAGUACCACUGAGGUGGACUGCAAGCGGAAGCUCUCGGGUUCCCUCAUGGUGUCCGUGGAUCAGCUCAACAUGUCCUUCAGCCGGAAAGAACGAGCCAACAGCGCCAUGACUGUACACACCAACACACUGGCCGAGGAGCUUGAAGAAUCCCAAAGAAAGUGUCCGCCAUGCUGGUACAAGUUUGCCAACACAUUCCUGAUCUGGGAGUGUUUCCCAUUGUGGGUUAAGAUCAAGGAGAUAGUGAAUCUGAUCGUCAUGGACCCUUUUGUAGACCUGGCCAUCACCAUUUGCAUUGUGCUCAACACAGUCUUCAUGGCCAUGGAACAUUACCCAAUGACCCCUCACUUCGAGGAGGUGCUCUCUGUGGGAAACCUGGUGUUUACGGGUAUCUUCACGGCUGAGAUGUUUGCCAAGCUGGUCGCCAUGGACCCCUACUACUACUUCCAGGAAGGCUGGAACAUCUUUGAUGGCUUCAUUGUCAGUCUGAGCUUGGUGGAACUGGGUCUGGCUGAUGUGGAGGGUCUGUCAGUGUUGCGAUCCUUCAGAUUGUUGAGAGUGUUUAAGCUGGCUAAAUCGUGGCCAACCCUGAACAUGCUGAUCAAGAUCAUUGGUAACUCGGUGGGAGCUUUGGGUAACCUGACCCUGGUGCUGGCCAUCAUCGUCUUCAUCUUCGCCGUGGUGGGCAUGCAACUGUUCGGCAAGAGCUACAAGGACUGCGUGUGCAAGAUCGCUGUGGACUGUGUGCUGCCCCGCUGGCACAUGAACGACUUCUUCCACUCCUUCCUCAUUGUCUUCCGCGUGUUGUGCGGCGAGUGGAUCGAGACCAUGUGGGACUGCAUGGAGGUGGCCGGCCAGACCAUGUGUCUGACCGUCUUCAUGAUGGUCAUGGUCAUUGGCAACCUGGUGGUGUUGAAUCUGUUUCUGGCCUUGCUGCUGAGCUCCUUCAGCGCAGACAACCUGGCCGCGACUGAUGACGACGGUGAGAUGAACAACCUGCAGAUUUCGGUCAUCCGCAUCAAGAAGGGCAUCGCCUGGGCGAAGGUGCACAUCCGCAUACUGGUGGCCCACGUGCUCAAGAAGAAACCCGAGGAGGACGAGGAUGAGAAGGUCAAGUGCAUCGCUAACCACCACGGCGCGGACAUCGGGCGUGGCGACAUACUGGACUACCAGAAGAAUGGCAACGGCACGACCAGCGGCAUCGGCAGCAGCGUGGGCAAGUACAUGAUUGACGAGGACCGCAUGUCUUUCAUCCACAACCCCAACCUCACAGUGCGCGUCCCCAUCGCCGUUGGAGAGUCCGACUUCGAGAACCUCAACACAGAGGACUUCAGCAGCGAGUCUGAUGUCGAGAACAGCAAAGACCUGGACGACACAAGCUCGUCAGAGGGCAGCACUAUAGACAUCAAACCUGAUGAGGACGAGAUGGCUGUUGUGGAGGUGGUGGAGGAGUAUGUGGACCCAGAAGCCUGCUGGACAGACGGUUGCGUUGCCCGAUACAAGUGCUGUGACGUGCCCAUCACUGAGGGGUGGGGCAAAUACUGGUGGUACCUGAGGAAGACCUGCUACCUGAUCGUGGAACACAACUGGUUUGAAACGCUCAUCAUCUUCAUGAUCCUGCUUAGUAGUGGUGCUCUGGCCUUUGAGGAUGUUUACAUCGAGCAGCGGAAAACCAUCCAGAUCAUUCUGGCAUAUGCUGACAGUGUGUUCACCUACAUCUUCAUCCUGGAGAUGUUGCUGAAGUGGGUGGCGUACGGCUUUCAAAAGUACUUCACCAACGCCUGGUGCUGGCUGGACUUCUUCAUUGUGGAUGUGUCAAUAAUCACCCUCAUAGCUAAUGCCUUGGGCUACUCUGACUUGGGCCCCAUUAAGUCCCUGAGGACUUUGCGGGCCCUUAGGCCUCUGAGGGCCUUGUCGCGGUUUGAGGGCAUGAGGGUAGUGGUGAACGCUCUGGUGGGCGCCAUCCCCUCCAUCAUGAACGUGCUACUUGUCUGUCUCAUCUUCUGGCUCAUCUUCAGUAUCAUGGGGGUCAACCUGUUUGCUGGAAAGUACUACUAUUGCUGGAACGAGACGUCGGAGGAGUACUUCGAUCCAGAGGAAGUCAACAACCGCACGCAGUGCUUUGAGCUGAUCAAUUCCAACCACUCAGAGGUGCGAUGGAAAAACGUCAAGAUCAACUUCGACAACGUGGGUGCAGGCUAUCUGGCUCUUUUGCAAGUGGCUACCUUCAAAGGGUGGAUGGACAUCAUGUACGCUGCAGUGGACUCCAGAAAGGUGGAAGACCAGCCUAUGUACGAGGACAACAUCUACAUGUACAUGUACUUUGUCAUCUUCAUCAUCUUCGGUUCUUUCUUCACCCUCAACCUCUUCAUUGGUGUCAUCAUCGACAACUUCAACCAGCAGAAGAAAAAGUUUGGAGGUCAGGACAUCUUCAUGACAGAGGAACAGAAGAAGUACUACAACGCCAUGAAGAAGCUGGGAUCUAAGAAGCCACAGAAGCCCAUUCCCAGACCUCUGAACAACAUCCAGGGGAAGGUGUUUGACUUUGUGACCCAGCAAGUAUUUGACAUUUCCAUCAUGAUCCUGAUCUGCCUCAACAUGGUGACCAUGAUGGUGGAAACAGAUGACCAGUCGGAGGAGACGGAGAACAUCCUCUACUGGGUCAAUUUCAUCUUCAUCGUCGUCUUCACCUCAGAGUUUGUGCUCAAACUUUUUGCACUGAGACAUUACUACUUCACCAACGGCUGGAACGUCUUUGAUUGUGUUGUGGUCAUCCUCUCUAUUGUGGGUAUGUUCCUGGCGGACCUGAUUGAGAAGUACUUUGUGUCACCGACACUAUUCAGGGUGAUCCGCCUGGCACGUAUUGGUCGUAUCCUGCGUCUCAUCAAAGGAGCCAAGGGCAUCCGAACUCUGCUCUUUGCCUUGAUGAUGUCACUCCCUGCCCUGUUUAACAUCGGGCUCCUGCUAUUUCUGGUCAUGUUCAUCUUCUCCAUCUUCGGCAUGUCCAACUUCGCCUACGUGAAGAGAGAAUUGGGCAUCGACGACAUGUACAACUUUGAGACUUUCGGCAACUCUAUGAUCAUCUUGUUCAUGAUCACUACAUCAGCUGGAUGGGAUGGACUCUUGGCCCCAAUCAUGAACUACGAUCCCGACUGCGAUCCCCUCAAAGACCAACCUGGCACGACGGUCCGAGGGAACUGUGGGAACCCUUCAGUGGGCAUCUUCUUCUUCGUCAUGUACAUCAUCGUGUCCUUCCUCAUUGUGGUCAACAUGUACAUCGCCAUCAUCCUGGAGAACUUUAGCGUGGCCACGGAGGAGAGUGCCGACCCGCUCUGCGAGGACGACUUCGAGUCCUUCUACGAGAUCUGGGAGAAGUUCGACCCGGACGCCUCGCAGUUCAUCACCUUCGCCAAGCUGCCCGACUUUGCCGACACACUCGAGCACCCACUGCGAGUGCCCAAGCCCAACAUCAUCGAGCUCAUUGCCAUGGACCUGCCCAUGGUCAGCGGCGACCGCAUCCACUGCCUGGACAUCCUCUUCGCCUUCACCAAGCGUGUGCUGGGCGACAGCGGCGACCUGGACAUGAUGCGACAGCAGAUGGAGGAGCGUUUCGUGGCAGCCAAUCCAUCCAAGGUGUCCUACGAGCCCAUCACCACCACCCUGCGUCGCAAACAGGAGGAGGUGUCGGCUGUGGUCAUCCAGCGGGCCUACCGGUCUUACCUGGCGCGGUCCGGCUUCAUCUGCAAACGUCGGCGCGCCAACAACAAGUUGGAGAAUGGAGAAACCAAUCAGGAAAAGAAGGAGAACACACCCUCGACCGCGUCAUUGCCGUCGUAUGACAGCGUCACCAAGCCCGAGAAGGACAAGCAUGAAGAAAACGAGGGCAAAGGGCGCAAGGAAAAGGGCCGAAACCAAAAAGACGUCAGGGAGUCCAAGUGUUAGGCUGUCACCUCUCCCUGAGACUUUUCAUACCAAUAAUACUAAGAAUAAUAACAUAACUAUUAACUUCAAGCAAAAGAAAGAGAGAAUCUAAUCACACAUGUACAGAUAAAAAUUUCAUUUGCAAGUUAACAAACAAAAAAAAAGAUAUUCAAAAAUAAGAAUAAGAAACAAAAAAUUGUUUACAGACUUCACCGGUCUAACAGUGGAGAGAGAGAGUGGAGCAGUUUCCUUGAACCUUGAAGACUCUUUAAGAUGAAAUCAAACAUUAUCUGCUUUUGUCCUAUUUUGUUGCAUCCAAACUUAGACUCAAAAACAUACAGACACUGAGCUGCAGACCUGCAGUGGUGGAGGUGUUCAGAUGGGGGGGGGGGGGGGUCCACCCACCCCGGACCCUCAUUGGUUCUGGCAUGUGUGUUCUGAGCUGUAUACACCAAUCACCACUCUGCCCUCUCUACUCAGCUCAACCCAGCUCUGGUGGUGGCACUGAGCGAACAUGCAAACUGAACAGACACUAAAACUAUAGGAAGGGGAGAGCGGAGACCUCUCUCUCUCGACUCCUUCUCAGAGGCUGAGCCUGGGUGGGCACUCCUUGGGGUUUUUUUGCAUUACUUGAAGGGCAAAAAAACAAACAAACAAACAAAAAAACAAAAACAGGAAAAUGUGGAGAAAACUUUAUCACCAUCCAAAAAUGUUCCUCAUGAUAUUUACAGCAAUGUCACCAUCAGUAACUCCUCAUACAUUUCUUUGUUGUCAUGAUGUCAGACUUAUUUGUCCAAGCUGGUGCAGCUUACCAGGACCCCAUAAGUAUACGUAAACAUACACACACACACACACACAUACAUAUACAUACACACACAUACACGCAAGUCCAGACUCAUUAAUGGAUAAUUGUGCUUGUUCAAUGCAUAACGAUGAUGCAUGAUGGCAUGCUUUGUUCAGAAAUCUGCAUGAGUAAUCAGCCAUGAGUAGUCAUGAGGAAUCAUAGACCACCAGGGGGCGAUAGCGCUCAGCCUGCCACUGGGUGGAAGUCACAGGGCUGAGCUUGAACUUAGGGCUCUCAGGAGAGAGUUUGGCUUUAGGCCAGUUGUGUAACCGUGUGCGAUGGCUCUUCUAAACCAGAAGUUGCUCCAUUGGUCAGUUAUGACUGCAGUAGAGGCCUCUUGACAAAUCAGAAAUGAAUGUUGAUGAUUGACCGCUUUGUGGCACAUAGAGAGAGAGAAAGAGAGAGAGAGCGAGAGAGAGAGAGGUUAUUGCUAAAGACUGUAUAUUUUAAAAGCCUAUAGUUUCUUUUUAUGCAGCAAUUUUGUUAAUCAGCCUAGCAUCCUUCGAGUUGCCCUUGGAGAGGGUCGACCUUGGGCAGGGGCUGUUGCGUGAGUAUGUGUGUAUGUGUGUCUGUCUGUAAGAGUCCAAGAGAGAUGAUCAUAACUUCAGGGCUAUUAGGACAAGCUUGAACAUGUUGGAAAAGUCAAAGUCGUCUGGAGAGGGUGUUGAUUUUUCUGUUUAAACUCUGCUGCUUCGCAAAUGCCCUCUGUGGCGGCACUGUCCUGCUGGGUCCGUCUGGCUUUUUAAUAAAGACGUCCUGGGAGGUGGAAGAGAGAGGAGAGAGAAUGUGUGUGGUCGCAGCAGAAAGGGAGUGUCUUUCAGUGUCUCUCAAAGAGAGUGUUUCAUUAUUUAAAUGUCAUCGUUAUUAGAACAUUCUCAUUAUGUUGUAUCUUUGUGAACAAUUUUUUUUUUUUGGGGUGGUAAGCAUGUGUGUGCGUGUGUGUUUGUGUGUUGAAGGAUGCUAAUAUUCACAAGUUGUGAAAUAGUGAGACGUGUAAGCAUGUGUAACAAGGCAUUAAAAGUUGUGUGUGUGUGUAUGCUGUAACGUAUAGAAUGACGGGUGUAUUGUUGUAAGAAAUAGAGGGAUAUGUGUGAGAGACAGGUGUGUUGGAAGGUAAAAAAAGAUUUGAGCAUCAGGGGUUGCACCCUGUGCCCUUAGAGUCAGGUCUCGAGAACUCCUUCUCUUCAAGCAGGGGGCAAAAAAAGAAAAAAGCUGGAACACCGUCAGAAUCCUGGAGCUGCUUCCUGUAGUGAUGUAAUUUCUGACUUCUAUAGAUCCUUCUCUCUUCCUCUUCCUCCAAUUCUGGCUGCUGCAUGACAGAGCGUGGGCAUACACAUAAACCAAAAAAAAAAAAGAAAGAACAGAAAGAAAGAAAAAAAAGACAAAACUCAAAAUGAAAAACCAUCACUGCUUCCCCCUUACUGAACAACCAUUCACAUUCAUUAAAAAUAAGUAAAGAAAAAUCAGAAUCAGUCAUCACAAAAUAAAACCAAAUGAUAAAGACAGACAAUAUAAAAAUGUACAGUACAAGCUAUAAUGUAAACGGCACAAAUGCUAAAAAGUUAAGAAUGAACUUUUUAAGGGACUAUAAAUAAUGUAAUAUAUAAUUUUAUUUUAACAGCAUGCUUAGAUUUUGUAAAUACAGAAGUGGUUAAAAACUAUUGCUAUUAAUCUUAUCCAGCAAAGUAUUCUUAACCCCGGCUGACUGGCUUAGAGCACCUGUGGCUAGUUUGGAAAAGGUUUAGAGGGAAUUACAUUUGAUGAGACACUUUAACUUUUACGAGUGAAAUCUAAAAUUAAAGAAUUAUAUGAAAAUUUAAAAGCGUAUGUAUAAAUCAAUGCAAAUAUAGAGCUAUAUCGUGCAUGCAGACAGACACACAAAUGUGUGUAUGUGUGUGUGUCCAUAGUAACUGUGUGAGCCACAGCCCCAUCGUUUGUAUUUUUGGCUACACAACAUCAGUAAGCAAACCACACACAGACACACCUUUUUUAUACACAUUCGCUCACUCAGUCUCACACAAACACAGUCACAUACACACACACAGAGGCACACACACACACACACACACUCAUACUCCUUUUAUACGAGUGUGUUUCCUCGCACUUUUAUCCUAGUCCUUCCUUCACAUACAUUCUCCUUUUCCCUAAGCACUAAUUCAAACCCCUGUGUAGUAAAUGUUCCUUACACCUGUGUGUGUGAGUAUGUGUGGGUGUGUGUGACUGUUCAAUGCUUGUUUAAUUCUAGACCCCCACCCCCCACCCACACUAACACACAAACACUAGUGCAAUGAUAAUGGCUUUAUUAUAAUUUAUUUUAAAUAAUCAUGGUUUUCAUUGUUCUGUUAAUUUCAGGUGCAAUACGUCUAAACGGCACGUGCCUUUUCAGCUGCUUAUUGUGUUUGUUAACAAAGAAAAAGGAUAAAUGAUCCAAACAUUGCAAGCCCUCUGAUCAGUUGGAGUUCGCCUUGCCUACAAUGUCAAAGGUGAACAGGCCCCUGGCAACAAGGGCCUGUACCUCCAAUCACGUCUGUAUCAAUCCAAAACAGUGGGCUGUUGUGUGAAAGUGGCCCUUGCUUGGGGCCGAAUCUUUGAGGCCACACAGCGAAUGGUUCUCUCAUCUCUCUGUUAUUGUGUUCUUUCUGUAGAGACCUCACUCAUUCUGAUUAACAUGUGCCUAUGUUAUAUCUUCGCAUGACUGGGGAUGCUGACUUUAUUUGCUGAGAAUAAUCAAAAAUAAAGCUAGAUGUUUUUAUGUUUUUUUUUUUUUUUUUCGUUUUCUCUUUUUUGUUUUGUUUUGUUUAGUUGUUGCUGUUGUGGAAUGAAAUGGUGUGUUGCACAAGAGUGUGGCCAUGGAGAGAGUCACGGACAGACUGCCUUCAUUUGAGCACGAAACCUUUUUCCAACAAUAAAGCAGCCCUCCAAUUA
Messenger RNA from Alosa sapidissima (American shad), 9919 nucleotides. RefSeq names its product sodium channel, voltage gated, type VIII, alpha subunit b (gene scn8ab). Gene Ontology annotation, biological process: neuronal action potential; membrane depolarization during action potential; sodium ion transmembrane transport. NCBI's taxonomy places the organism in Eukaryota, Metazoa, Chordata, Actinopteri, Clupeiformes, Clupeidae. The transcript has 27 exons. Gene Ontology annotation, molecular function: protein binding; voltage-gated sodium channel activity. The coding region runs from base 220 to 6171 and encodes 1983 amino acids. Gene Ontology annotation, cellular component: axon; plasma membrane; voltage-gated sodium channel complex. The record is from RefSeq and is a predicted model, not a curated record.